CCUCGCUCCAUGCCCCUGGGUCCGGGCACAGCGCUCCCUCCAGCAACAUGGCUGUCCUUGGAGUGCAGCUGGUAGUGACGCUGCUCACUGCCACCCUCAUGCACAGACUGGCGCCUCACUGCUCCUUUGCACGCUGGCUGCUCUGCAAUGGGAGUCUCUUCCGGUACAAGCACCCUUCCGAGGAAGAGCUUCGGGCCCUGGCGGGGAAGCAGAAGCCCAGAGGCAAGAAGGAGCGGUGGGCCAAUGGCUAUAGUGAGGAGAAGCCGUUGUCUGUGCCCCGGGACACCCCCUUCCAGCUGGAGACCUGCCCCCUCACAGCCGUUGAUGCCCUGGUCCUGCGCUUCUUCCUGGAGUACCAGUGGUUUGUGGACUUCGCCGUGUACUCGGGCGGCGUGUACCUCUUCACAGAGGCCUACUACUAUGCGCUGGGCCCGGCCAAGGAGACCAACAUCGCGGUGUUCUGGUGUCUGCUCACCAUCGCCUUCUCUAUCAAGGUGUUCCUGACGGUCACCCGACUGUACUUCAGUGCGGAGGAGGGGGGUGAGCGCUCCGUCUGCUUGACAUUUGCCUUCCUCUUCCUACUCCUGGCCAUGCUGGUGCAGGUGGUACAGGAGGAGACCCUCGAGCUCGGUCUGGAGCCAGGCCUGGCCAGUAUGACCCAGAACUUGGAUCCACUUCUGAAGACACAGGGCUGGGACUGGACUCUUCCUCUGGCCAAGCUGGCCAUCCGCGUGGGGCUGGCAGUGGUGGGCUCCAUGCUGGGCGCCUUCCUCACCUUCCCAGGCCUGCGGCUGGCUCAGACGCACCAUGAUGCGCUGACCAUGUCAGAAGACCGGCCCAUGCUGCAGUUCCUCCUGCACACCAGCUUCCUGUCCCCGCUGUUUGUACUGUGGCUCUGGACCAAGCCCAUUGCACGGGACUUUCUGCACCAGGCGCCCCUUGGGAGCACGUCCUUCUGUCUGCUGUCGGACUCGGCCUUCGACUCGCUGCGCCUCUGGGUGCUGGUGGCGCUGUGCCUGCUACGGCUGGGGGUGACCCGGCCCCACCUGCAGGCCUACCUGUGCCUGGCCAAGGCCCGCGUGGAGCAGCUGAGGAGGGAGGCGGGCCGCAUUGAGGCCCGCGAGAUCCAGCGGCGGGUGGUGCGGGUGUACUGCUACGUGACGGUUGUGAGCCUGCAGUACCUAACGCCGCUCAUCCUCACCCUCAACUGCACGCUACUGCUCAAGACGCUGGGCGGCUACUCCUGGGGCUUGGGCCCGGUCCCCUCGCUGUCCCCCACCCCGUCCUCAAUCAGCGAUGGCCUGGUCAGCCCCGAAGAGGACGAGGCCCAGCAGACGGCGGCCCUGAUCGCCGGGGCCCUGGGCAGCCUGCUCACACCCCUCUUCCUCCGAGGUGUCUUCUCCUUCCUCAUCUGGUGGAUCGCCGCCUGCCAACUGCUCUCCAGCCUCUUCGGCCUGUACUUCCACCAGCACUUGGUGGGCUCCUAGCUACCUGCAGACACUCCUGCGGCCCCAAGGUCUGGUCCUGGACCAGCGGGAGCAGGCCACCCCUCAGUGUCCCCAGGUGCAAGGCGGUCCUGGGAGUCUCUGCUGCACCGGCUGGCCCGUCUCCUUCACCACAGUGCCUGAGCCGUGGCCCUCCUUGGACACCGAGCUUCUGCCUCGAGAAACUGACUCCCCAGGCCCAGCCGCAGAGGUCCCAGGGCCAGCCAUCGUUCCUAGAUUGCACGUGCCCGUUAGACUGCAGUGCAGGAAUGGGGGGUGGGGGUAGGAGACUCUUCCGAACAAAUAAAGGAGCAAGCCGCUUUUUACAAACUGGAUCCAAGUGGUAUGGGAGGCAGCUUCCUGCAUGCUGUCCCGCCACAAGGGUGCAGAAUGGGUGGGGGCCAUGGGAGGUCAUCGGGGGCUUCAGUGCUGAGUGAAGGGAACAAUGGAGGGAGAGCAUAGGGUGACCCUAAGCAAAGGCCUGGGAGAAAGAAGUGAGAGAAGGAAAGGAGAAGAGAUGAAAUGUACCAAUGGCAAGAACUAAGAGAAAUGAGGGGAGAGGGAGGCGUUGAGCCCAUGGUGCUGGGCAGGGGGCCACCGUGGCUGCCACUCUCUGCCACAGGUCAAGGGGGACUGCUUUCAUAUCAAGGUCACACACAGCAAAUGGGCACACUGUUGAGGCCAUGGUGACCCAGGGGAGGGAGGAUAAGGGGUCAUUACUGACUCCAGCAUUUUCCUGCAGCUGUGGGAAACUGGUGUGUGUGCACAUGUGUGUAGCCUCCUGUACAUGUUUAACAAAAUUCAACUGAGUAAAUUUUAAAGGUCUUA
Molecule: messenger RNA, 2312 nt
Organism: Camelus dromedarius (Arabian camel)
Lineage: Eukaryota; Metazoa; Chordata; Mammalia; Artiodactyla; Camelidae
Gene: TMEM161A
Product: transmembrane protein 161A
Exons: 12
Coding region: 48-1487 (479 amino acids)
Source: RefSeq, a predicted model, not a curated record